Messenger RNA from Symbiodinium natans, 1500 nucleotides. The record is from the annotation of a GenBank genome assembly. Lineage: Eukaryota; Dinophyceae; Suessiales; Symbiodiniaceae.
AUGCACGGUUGCAAGCGGGCACGCCUCGGCCCGUUUGUGAGGACAUCCGAGAUUGGAGACCCUGGCUUCGAUCUCGGCGGAUGUGAGCAGUGCCAGGUCAAACAUGGUGCCGAGAACCUGCAGAAGCCGCCGAUGUCGGUCCCAUCCGUGGAGGGCUUCGCGCGCUGGAACUUCGAGCGCAAAGCAGACCUCGCCGGCGCCAUCUCUGCCAAUGCCGCUGCGCAAGGCAGGCCACUGAGGCUCUUCUCCAUGUACACUGGCUGGGGCACGGCGGAGAUGGUGGCCAAUUCGGUGGGCCGCGUCUUCAACGCACUGAAGGGCAGCAACGCACUGCAGGUGGAAGUUGCAUGGAUGUGCGAGUCCAACCUGGACAAGUGCCGCUACUUGGCAGAGGCAUUCAAGGAGGUGCAGCAUAUCUUCACCGAUGCCACAGAGGUCGCCAGCGGCUGUGCGUGGGAAUAUCGAACCGGCCGCCGACUCCUUGUUCCCAUGGAUCUUGACGGCGGCUUCGUGGGCUACCCAUGUGUCGACCUCUCCAGUCUCAACACGGGUCCAGGACAGUUCAAGGAUGCGAGCACUGCGACGGGCAAGGGCUAUGCCAACAUGCUGAAGGUGGUGGAUAAGUGUGACAGACUCUCCUUCCUCGGCGUGGAGAACAGCGGCAACAUGUGGCACAAGCGGAAGGAGGACCAAUUCGAGAGGCCGAUUGACAUCCAAGAUGCUGCGUUCCGCGAGCGAGGCUUCCUGGCCUCUUCACACCGGGUUUCUGCCCACGAGUUCGGUCCUCCACAGAGCCGGACGCGCUCCUGGAGCUUGUACAUGCGGAAGGCAUGCAGCCGGGCGGACGGGCUCGAGGGGGAGGUGGCCCUGUCGAACCUCUUCCUGUCAUUCCGCUGCGAGGCGCUGUCUUUGCCAAAGCUUCUGGCGGAGAUUCCCGGGUUCCGCAAAGCGCCGGCGCCCAGCGAGAAAGUGGGGAAGUCGGCCAAGUGGAUGCAGCAGUUUGCAGAGAUUGCCAAGAGGCUGGGACAGGAGCAGCUCGACCUCAAGGUCCAAGAGGUUCUCUCCAUGGACCUACCCCUGACCUCGCGAGAGGUCCAUGUGGUGGCCAUUGCCGUUCAUGAGCUCCAAGCUCGCGGCGUGGACUUGCGGAAAGAGCCUGUGGUCAUUCAAGUGGACCAAGGCUUCGGGAGAUCCUGGCAUCGAUCCGAUCACCGGAUCGCCCCCUGCAUCAUCCCCAAGGGCAAGUACCUCCUGACGGGCCCGACAUGGAGGCUGAUGGACAAGCAGGAGAAAUGCUUUCUUCAGGGCGUCGGACCGCAGGAGAUCCGUGCCUAUCGCAUGGAAGAGCUGCUCUCCGAGAAUCAGCUGAACGACAUGGCGGGAAACGCGUUCACCGCGCAGAUUUGCAUGGCGGCGUAUCUGUCCUUCUUGGUUUGCUGGAACUCGGGAGCGCGCCCGGGUAUGGAGGCAAAACAGGAGCCGGUAGGGUUUAGGGUUUAG